AUGGAGAAGCUACAGGGCAAUUUCAGCACCACGAACAGCUCCCUCCCUAAGCCGACCCUAUACGCAGGGGGAUUUGUGCCUCUGGACCUUGAUGAAUGGACUUUAAUCAUUCCCAUCUUCCUGAUAUUAAUCUGUUUAUUAGGACUAGUAGGAAAUGUGUGUGUGAUCGCAGUUCUGCUUCACAAUGCCAGAAAAGCCAACCCUUCUCUGAUGCACUCCCUGAUCCUGAAUCUGAACAUCUCCGAUCUGCUCCUUCUGAUGUUCUCGGUGCCCUUUAGAGCCGCAGCUUAUUCAAGGUCCAGCUUAAACUUGGGCUGGUUUGUUUGUAAAACCUCAGACUGGUUCACACACACUUGUCUGUCUGCCAAGAGUAUCACCAUCGCUAUAGCUGCGAGAGCCUGCUUCAUGUACGCCAGCAAUCCUUCCAAGCAAGUCAACAUAGGACAUCUGACGAUCUUUGCGGUGCUGGUGUGUAUUUGGCUGGUAGCUGCCGUGCUCCCCCUGCCCGAAUGGUUCUUCACAGAUGCCAGGCAAGUGGAUAGCUCUUUCAUAUGCCUCAUGAACAUACCGGCUCAGGCACAAGAGAUGAUGGCCAUCUUUGUAAAACUUUACCCAAUCUUUGUCUACUGCAUCCCCUUCACUCUAGCGUUCUUCAAUUUCUGGAGAGCCUAUGGGCAGUGCCAACGGAGAGGGACUAAAACGCAAAAUCUUAGAAACCAGAUCAGAUCCAGGAGGCUAACUCUGAUGUUACUGAGCGUCACUGUCAGCUUUUGCAUCCUGUGGCUCCCCGAAUGGGUUUCCUGGCUCUGGAUUUGGCAUAAGCCAGUCAGUGGUCCAUCACCACCUCAAGCCUUUGUGACUUUGGCACAGAUCCUCAUGUUCUCUACGUCCUGUGUGAACCCUCUCAUCUUUCUGGUCAUGUCAGAAGACUUUAAAGAAGGCUUCAAGGAUGUGUGGAAACGGCUGACUUCCAAAAAAUCUUUAAAUGGCAAUGAUAUUCAGGAUCAGGGGGCACUGAAUUCUGAGGUCAUAGCAGAGUCCCCUUGUCCAGGUCCCGAGUCUCCUGAGCAACCUGAACCAACUGAUGGCAAGGUAGAACAGUCAAACUCUCAAAAUUUUGGAAGCCAGGACAGCAAGGAAAACCCAGUUUUUCCAGAUGUGGAGCAGUUUUGGCAUGGACGAGAAUUGGAUCCAUCUGAACAAAACAAUGACCCUAUACCAUGGGAGCAUGAGGAACAAGGAACAGAGGUGCCCAAGUCAGACACAAAACUUUAAGAAUAUUAACUUGAUUGACUGACCAGCUCCAUCAGGGCUUGUACAUCUUAACUGCACCCUACAGUAAUUUCCAGUGCC
Molecule: messenger RNA, 1353 nt
Organism: Nanorana parkeri
Lineage: Eukaryota; Metazoa; Chordata; Amphibia; Anura; Dicroglossidae
Gene: GPR151
Product: G protein-coupled receptor 151
Exons: 1
Coding region: 1-1275 (424 amino acids)
Biological process (GO): G protein-coupled receptor signaling pathway
Cellular component (GO): membrane
Molecular function (GO): G protein-coupled receptor activity
Source: RefSeq, a predicted model, not a curated record